Molecule: messenger RNA, 2886 nt
Organism: Rhopilema esculentum
Lineage: Eukaryota; Metazoa; Cnidaria; Scyphozoa; Rhizostomeae; Rhizostomatidae
Source: RefSeq, a predicted model, not a curated record
CCUGUUAUCAGAAGAAUGAAGCUAGUCCUCUUAAGCAACAGUGAAUAAAUCACGGCUGUUUGGCUUCCACUUUUCUGGUAAGCAACAUGGAAAAGGUUGUUAUAAAAUUUUGCCUCUUUAUGGCUGGUGCCAUUUUAGUUAAUACAAGGUCAGUAGAUAUUGGGAACACGGAAGUAAAGAAUUCCGUUUCUGAGAAAACGAGCAAAGCAAGCCUAGUUGAAUUUUAUCAAAAAUCGAUGCCUGCCGUUAUGGGAAUGCUGUCCUUCAACGAAACUGUGGAUCUUAUAAUGAAAACCUACUUAACUGAUAAGAAGCAAGAUUCAAUAUGGCCUAAGGUUAUUGAAGAAACGAAAACCUGGUUUGCUGAAGACUUUUCGCAGGGAAAAUUAGAAGUUAUCGAGCUAGAGCUGAAAAAGUAUCGAAUGGUUCUAGUAAGGUGCACGGAAGAGAACACAGGGAAGGAGCUGACACGAUGUUUAGCCUCACUGAAGGAUGCCUUGAUAGCUGGUUCAGCCAACGUGGAAUGGCUAGCAGAACAGGGAGUCCCCAAGAUGCUGAAUAUGUAUACUGCCUUUCAACUAAUGCAUUUGGCUUCUUUGCAACUUUUGAAAAUUCAAAAUGAGAAGGAUGCCAUAAAAGGGCUUAAUAUUGAUCAGUCUAUAAAGAAUGUUGCAAAGGAUUUCAGUGAACAACUCAAAACUGGCAUGGGUUUAGCCUGCGAACAACGAGUUCAACAUAUAUCUACGGUAGAUAUAUGCAAAGUUGUCGAUGUCCUGUGGCAGGAAUUCACCGUCUCCUGCGAAGAGAGAUUGAGAAAGCGAUCAACAGAUGAAGAGGAAGAGGCCAGUGGUGAUGAGGUCGGCGUUACGAAGAAAACUCUCGCUGAAGCAGAUUUCACAAAGGAAAAGGGAGGUGAACUCAAACUGUCUAAGUUGGGAGGCUCUAGGGAUGAUUUCUCGGAGAGUUUACGAGUUCGCGUCAAAGAUGAAGUAACAGGGCAGUUCAUCUACAACAGAAGAAUGUCAGUUUCUGUUGAACACAACAAAGCAUAUGUGAUGGAAACACUUUACAAAGAGGGAGUUGCAGCACGAUCGAAACAUGUAAAGAUAGUUGAAAAUGCGUGCAAGAAAUACUGGAAAGAGCGCGGCGCUCCAGUUGUAAAGGAAGUGGCAAAACUUGCUGACUUCCCUAAAAAGGAAAAGGCAAACAAAAAGAAGAAGCAGUGAAGACUUGAGAGAAAGAACAGCCAGCUUUAAUAUUAAUUCAAUGCGCAUUGAAAUUAUAGCCAUUGUAUAUCGAAGUGAAAUAAUAUUGGUUGAGUUUAGUAAAAGUUUGUGUGUUUAGAAUAAAAAGUGUGAUGUGCUUUUAACAUCAUCUGUUUGGUUUAUGACGUUGCUGUCAAUUAUCAGCAAAUUCGAUCAAUGGCGAAAUGAAACUCAUAAAGAAGAAAAAAUCAGAUGCUUUUGGGACACUACCAAGCAACAAACUAGGUAAGCCUUGAAGAUCAAUGCAAUCUGAUAUUUUCUCUGCAGGCCAUGCAAGAUGAAGGCUAUUUCAUUCGCAACUGUGUCAUGAAAAUAAAUGUCCGCUUAUACUCCUCCUUGCAUGCGAUUCACAAACAAAAGAUUACAUACAUUUAAAAUAUCACAAUUAACAAAAAUUCUUCGCCGGACCUAUGAUACCUCAUCGCUAUGCCACUGCGCAUGUGGUCACUGCUCAGCUACAGUCGAGGCAGAUAUAUUUGUUAGGCAGCAAGGACCAUAAACUUCAACUGCUAGCGAGGACCAUUGCCAUAGAGUUGUUAUUGAUGCUCGACUAUACACUUUUACAUGUAACCUGGACACUACUUCAAAGAUACCCUUAAGAUAAUCGAAACUUCAAAAACACUUAAUGUUUUCCACGUGUAUCCAGCAAAAUACUUCCAAAUAUUCCGAAGAAAGUGAAAUACUCCAAGAAUACAUGAUGCACUAUAUAGCAAAAAGCAUUAAUUAUACUGGACAGCCGUGCACUUCUAAAUGAGUGUAACAAGCCCAAUUCUCAGUUUGAGUUUCCUUAUAAAGGUUUUCCUUACUGACCACUGUGUUACUUGAUAAAAUUCCGUGACAACAUCUGGGGACCUGUUACAAACCAACAUAGCAUAUAUACAGGGAUCCGCCCUGCCCAGUGCGGUACAUCUCACAUUCUGUUUUAUAACCAUGUGUACCCGAUUGCCUUUGACAAGAUAAUUUUUAUGACAUACAUGAGAGUCCCAAUUUUGGAAAAUUCGAAUGCAUCUUUACUGGUAAUUGUCUUCACAAACUAUUUAAAAAACCCUUUAAGCAUGUUCCAUGCGGCAUUAAUUUUUGUCGUAGAAAUUGAAAUAUAGAUACAAAACAUCGUUUUAAGCAAUAUUGUUCAAAACAAAUGUGUACAAACAUUUACAAUUAACAUUUAUAAAGACAAACAAGUAGUCUUCACAAACACAGAUUACUUUUUCUUUUCAAGCAAUGAGACAAGUGUGAAAUAAAUAAAACAUUAUGAAACGUCCAAAUGCAUCACUUUGACCACUUUGUUUUCUGACGUUGUUCAUCUUGUCACAUUGUCGAAAAAAAAAGUACAGCUUUAAGCAAUACCAAAUUUACACAGUUAUACAUACAAAAAUUUGAUUCUGAAUAUUAAAUAUCAUGAAACAACAUCAUAAGCGGCUUUUCGCAUUGAUAUCACCUUGUCUACAAUAUCAAAGAGGCAGUUGCCUUUGAUAAAGUCAUUAUCAACCAGAUUAACAAGGUAAUAACUGUCCUGGAAUCCUUUGAUAAUCUCUCGUGAUUUGGAUCCUGGUGGAUAGAGUCUUCCCCAUUGUUGCAUCCACAGCUCAAAUGCCUCAUCCUAGUGCAAAGACAAAUCAUG